AUGAGUAACCGUCUUCAACAAGUGGCAAGCCAUGUCUUGCCUUCAAGCUAUACUGCCAACAAGAUUGGUUACAAAUCACCUGAAGAUGUAGUCAUUGUCUCUGCUCUUAGAACUGCUAUCACUCGUGCUCGCAAGGGCCCAUUCCAAUCCACCUUGCCCGAAGAAAUGUUGGCUCCUGUCUUCAAGGCAAUCAUUCAAAAGACUGGCAUUGAUCCCAAAUUGGUAGAGGACAUCACUGUAGGCAACGUAUUGCCUCAGGGAGGAGGAGCGACGAACGCUCGAAUGGCUGCAUUAUAUGCUGGAUUCCCAGAAACUACUGCUGUUAGCACCUUGAAUCGUCAAUGUUCAUCAGGUCUUCAAGCUGUCGUCCAAAUUGCAACUGCCAUUCAAGCUGGUAUUCUUGAAAUUGGUAUUGGUGCUGGUGUCGAGUCCAUGACAUUGAAUUACGGUGCUUCUUCUUUGGCUCCUACUUCCGAGAGAAUUGCAGACAACUGUGAGUCUGCUGCUGAUUGUCUUAUUCCUAUGGGUAUCACAUCAGAAAAUGUCGCUGCUGAUUUCCAAGUGUCUCGUGAAAAACAAGAUGCUUUUGCUGCAGAAUCUCAUCGUAAGGCUGAUGUUGCUCAAAAGAAUGGCUGGUUCCAAGAAGAGAUUGUUCCCGUUGAAGCCAUUGUCACAGACGAGGAAGGAAAUGAAAAGGUGGUAUUGGCUGACCGUGAUGAUGGUAUUCGUCCUGGUACAACUGCUGAAAAGUUGAGCAAGUUGCGUCCUGCUUUUGACGAUGAUGGCACUACUACCGCUGGUAAUGCUUCUCAAGUCUCUGAUGGUGCCGCUGCUGUCCUUUUGAUGAAGCGUAAAACUGCUCAAAAGUUGAGCUUGCCAAUCUUGGGCAAGUACAUCACUUCUGCUGUUGUCGGUGUUCCUCCCAGAAUCAUGGGUGUUGGUCCUGCUUACGCUAUCCCUAUUGCUUUGCAAAGAGCAGGCCUUACUAUUGAUCAAGUAGACAUCUUUGAGAUCAACGAAGCCUUUGCUUCUCAAGCUGUUUACUCGGUUGAGAAGUUGGGCAUUCCUGCUGAAAAGGUGAAUCCUAAAGGUGGCGCUAUUGCAUUCGGCCAUCCUUUGGGCUGUACUGGUGCCCGUCAAAUUGCUACUCUUCUCCCUGAAUUGAAGCGUCAGGGCAAAAAGAUUGGUGUCACUUCUAUGUGUAUUGGUUCGGGCAUGGGUAUGAGUGCCGUCUUUGAAAGCGAGUAG
Mucor velutinosus is the source of this 1248-nucleotide messenger RNA. RefSeq names its product peptide-N4-(N-acetyl-beta- glucosaminyl)asparagine amidase (gene PNG1). Gene Ontology annotation, cellular component: peroxisome. The transcript has 3 exons. Gene Ontology annotation, biological process: phenylacetate catabolic process; fatty acid beta-oxidation. Gene Ontology annotation, molecular function: acetyl-CoA C-acyltransferase activity. Bases 1 to 1248 code for a protein of 415 amino acids. NCBI's taxonomy places the organism in Eukaryota, Fungi, Mucoromycota, Mucoromycetes, Mucorales, Mucoraceae. The record is from RefSeq and is a predicted model, not a curated record.